AUGCAUCUCAUCCUUUUACGCCACUGUACUAGGAUAGAUAAGACGGAAUCGGCGCUCAAGAUUCCUUCUGAGAAGAUCGAUACGUCUGAGUGGAUAAGUUCUUUCGAUGCUCCUGUGUGUUUGGAUAUGGCAACUGAGGAGAUAUCGAUAGCCAGCAAGAGCAUCAAUGAAUACGUACACUCCCCAAACCUGAUAAUACAUAGCUCUCCUUACAACAGGUGUAUUCAAACUGCGGAGCUACUGAUGGACAAAUUGGAAGGGACUAAGUGCAAGUUGAGGGUAGACCAGGGACUGAGUGAGUGGCUGAACGUAAACUUCAAAUUGAAUUACUUGCCCCCAAAUGACAAUGGAGUCUCCUUGAUAAGCAAUCUCAAUAACUACAUAUACGGCAACCCGUUGAAAGGGACCCUUCUAAGGGAUACUAAAGACCCCAGCUGGCUUCAUAACAAACUUGGAACGUGUGGUGAAUAUGGUGAAUCGUUGAAAGAGUUCAAGACAAGAUGUUUCCACUAUUUGAGAAGUCUGAACAAACAUUACACUCAACAUGAGGUCCCUGAAAAUACCACCAUCGUGGUGAUCUCUCACGGUGCCGUGAUUUUUACCCUCUUACAGACACUGAUAGAUAGGCCCAUAUUCAACGAGAUCCCCCUUUGCGUACCAAUAUUCUUCAAAAAACUAGAUCUAUACAACUAUAUGCUCAAGGACUACGAUGAAACGCUAGCUUCAAUUCUGUCCAUUGCUCAUCCCAACGACCUCAAUAUUUUGUUAGACACAGAAAUAGACACAAGAAGACUCAAGCUGGACUACAAUGAAUAUGUUCAAUCAAAUUUCACAUCUCCACAACUGGAAAGCAGGACUUCUAGGGAGACUAAUAAUCGUCGAAGGGGAGGUAGCUUGGAUAUUGAUAAACUAAAAUCUUUUCUUGGUGACGAUGAUGACUCAUCAGAAUCUGAGGAAUCAGAAUCCGAAAAUUCUGAUGAUUCUAGUUGUGUCUCAUAUUUUGUUGCCUCCAAAGAAUCUUCGAAACCGGUGGCAUUUUCAGAGAAUUCUCCCGAACCUUCUUCCCAUGACCCAAUACCUCCAACUGCUCCAAAAGUGAAACUCGAGUCAAGGCUAUUUUCUCCUCUGGUAGAGAUUGAAAGACGUCAGAAUAACACAGGGGACUUGGAUCACACCCAUAACCAUAGAGAUCGUAGUAGAACAGUGACUUUACCAAUAACGAGCUCUAUUACGAAUCUUUAUAGCUCAAAGUUGCCAAAAGAGGAUAUUUCAUCUCUUGGCAACACUGAUGAAAGCCAAGCUAGUGAUUACGAAUCCGACGGUGAUGAUGAUGAUCUUGUGUUACAUUUUGGUAACCCGCCCCCAGAUAGUCAAGACGAAUUUGUUGACGAAUUUCACGAGAAGGAGAAGGGAUAUGGUAAGGGUGUAUAUACUAUUCUUUCCAACUCCCAUCUCAAUGCGCUGCCGGGCUCCAGUUCUAGGACAGCAAAUGAUAGUCAGGUGAAACCUCCUAUGCCUAGUCUAAGCGAUUAUUUGAAUGCUACAAUAGCUUCGUCUAAUUCGAGCUUCUAUAAGAGUGAUGAUGAUGUUAAUUGGUUUGGCUCCAAUACCCUUCAGGAAGUGUGA
This is a messenger RNA of Komagataella phaffii GS115, 1626 nucleotides long. RefSeq lists its product as hypothetical. The record is from RefSeq and is a predicted model, not a curated record. NCBI's taxonomy places the organism in Eukaryota, Fungi, Ascomycota, Pichiomycetes, Pichiales, Pichiaceae. Bases 1 to 1626 code for a protein of 541 amino acids. The transcript has a single exon.